GGAAGUGUUACGCACAAACAGUUCCGUGGAGCUCUGGCCAAAUCGUUAAGUUUAGCCGGGGUUAUCCCGGGUUAAGUUAAGUUAUCGACAGAAAGUCCAGCAGAAUGCCGAACGGUUCGGAAGCCAGGGACGGGUCCACACAGAAGUUCGGCGCUUCGUUUUCUGACUAAGUUGGUCCGGACUCGGACUGAUCAUGUCAGGAGGAAGACCCGGUGGGAGUCGGUCAGAACCACGGAGCGGGUUCAGACCGUGGUUCGGUUCGGUUCUGUCGGUUCUGGGCUCUGCUGUUACUGUGGCUGUUGUCGGCUUCUUUUGUGCUCUCGUUUACCCCAUUCUGAGAGAGCUACGAGCAGAAAGGAUGACAGAAGAAAGUGGGACAGAGGAGAGGGUUCUCGGGUUCUGGACUAUCCUGGUGCUGGCAGUGCUCGUAGGAUGCGUCUGCUGUGUCUUCUCAUGGACUAUCACCUACUUGGACACUCACCAGCCUGGCAGAACGUUUCCAUCCCUCCUGUCACUGCGCAGCUUCAGACAUGAACCUGGGUUUAACCUGAAGUCCGGGGUUGCUGCUCUCAAUGGGAUCAUGGUCGUCCUCACCGUCAUCUGGAGCCUGUCCUGAAACUCUCACUGACCAGCAGAUGAUCAGAGAAACUGUUCAACAUCACAUCAGACCAUCUUUGUCCUGCUAGUUGUCUCUGUCCACACUGAAGACACUUUAGUUAUGUGUGGACCAAGAGUCACUGAAUUCAGUCAGAGCUGUUUUAAAUGCAAAGAGUCACAACUUCAAACACUGUGCAUACUCUCAAACACCUGGUAUACUCUCAAACACCUGGCAUACUCUCAAA
Nematolebias whitei (Rio pearlfish) is the source of this 842-nucleotide messenger RNA. RefSeq names its product ADP-ribosylation factor-like 6 interacting protein 6 (gene arl6ip6). The record is from RefSeq and is a predicted model, not a curated record. NCBI's taxonomy places the organism in Eukaryota, Metazoa, Chordata, Actinopteri, Cyprinodontiformes, Rivulidae. The coding region runs from base 194 to 616 and encodes 140 amino acids. The transcript has 4 exons.